GGCAGGAGUUUGUUUGAUGAAUAGAUUAAACGUAUGCAGUUAAAACAUAUUCAAUGCUAUCAAUCACCUGACAUUUUUAUAUUGUGGGUUAGGCGUCCAUUACUGUAAUUUUGUCUCAGCUGCGUUAAAGUUAUGAAACUGAAUUGUCAUAUUUACAAAAGUGUGACACCUUAACAAUAGACUUUCGCAUGGAUAGCACGACCACUUGUGUAUGACGCUUUGAUUUUUUUUUUCGACUUACACUUCAGUUAUUGGACAUUUUCCGUGUACAUUGAUCACUUCAGAAAAUACAGUUAAAAUGAAUCAGAGAAUUAUCGCGUUUUGUUUGAUAAUAAAAUUCAUUUACGCAAACGAUGGUGAACAUGUUGGCAACACCAUAAUCAACGUUAAUGGAUGUUGUAGCCAACACACAACCGAUGGAGAGUUAAUUGAACAAAAUAAAAAAUUGUUUGAAAAUAUUUCGACGGUAAUGAAUGAUUUUGAACAAAGACUGGAAACAAUUUUGGGAACAUUAGAUGGUGGGUCGAGGAUUCGCGAUUGUCAAGACGUGCAACGCUUAGGAUAUGACACAACCGGUAUUUAUACGAUAUACCCUGAUGGAACAAUAGGAUUUCCAGUGAGAUGCGAUAUGGAUGGUGGUUGGACUGUAAUACACAGAAGGGUGUCUGAAAGUGACUUUUAUAAGUCUUGGAACGAUUAUCAGACCGGAUUUGGAAAUUUAAGCAAUAAUUUCUGGCUAGGAAAUCAACAAAUACAUACAAUUACCACAAGGGGAUGGUAUCAAUUGCGUGUUGAUCUUGAAACGGUUAGCGGUAUUGUUGCAUAUGCAGAAUAUAACGUUUUCUCCGUCGGGAAUGUUGACUCUAUGUAUAAACUCUCCGUGGACGGUUAUAGUGGUAAUGCAGGUGACAGUCUUGCAAAUUUCCACAACGGGAAGAAAUUUUCUACCAAGGAUAGGGACAACGAUGAGUACAGUGGAAGCUGUGCAAAUGAACCACCUGGCGCCUGGUGGUUUGGAGCUUGUGAUCAGUCUAAUCUGAACAGAAACUAUGAUGACAUGGAAUGGGAAUCGUUCACGGCAAAAGACGAUCCUUUGCGUUUUACAGAAAUGAAGAUCCGACGCUGGCAACCGACUGCCGAAAAUUAGUUUUCUUUUUAAUACUAGUACGUAGUGCCAUCAUUGCAUUGAUCUUUCCACAGACAAAAUCUUAGUUACUUAAUUCAUAUAAAUCAAAACGAUCAUUACAUUAUUAUUACUAUUAUAAUAGUACAUGUCGAUUUGUGGGAAUAUGGGCCGCAGUGUGAAAAAUAUUGAGAAAUAUAGAGACCUAUAUCACAUUGCAGAUUGAAGUCUGUGUAAAAUGACAUUGACGCCAGUUAAAAAUGUUAUUUGUUGAUUACCUUAAAUAAAAACAUUCCUUAUCUUUACGUCCUCGGUAGAAUGAACCCAGCUGUAGAGGUAUUGUAAUAGAUAUAUGUAUAUGUGCUCAUAUGUAUUCUAUCUAUUUGAUUACAAUUCUUUCUACAUUAAGUACAGAAAUGAUUGAAUUUACAACCCGUGUUCCUAACUCAUUUUGCACCAGAAAACGGUCCUGCCAGUACAUUAUUCGAUUGAAUAAAUUGAAUUAUAUAUUUUGCCUAAUAUAGGCUUUACAGACAGUAGGAUACGUUGUGGUGUUGAAGAAUAGGGAACACAUCUUUAGAGAAUCUCUAUUAUGUUUCUAUUCUGUAUUAAGAUUACUUCAUGGAGCCGGUAGAUGGAUUCCUGGUUUGGAUUUUUUAAGGUUUAGAAGGACCUAACCUCUUAUUGUUAUGUGGAACUAUGUCUAGGGAGCUAAAACUUACCUUAUAGAAUCGGUUCAUAUAAAUCCACAUUGCUUUGGCAAUUAAAACGCUAAAAUGUAAAAUGAAAUCAUGUCGGUAGACAGAUUUUAAAAUCUAUGAUUAUUGUAUGAUAACUGAUAUCAAACACCAUUUCUAAUUAUUCAAACUUUAAUAUUCUUUUUUUAUGAAAGGUAAUCUUAAAGCUUUUAAUUGGCCUCAGUCAGUGUACCGUAUAUUGCGUAAUUUUCGCGAUUUGUUGGCUAGCAGUCUUAUACUCGCAAAACUUUACUGUUUUGUGUUGCAUCACAUGAUGCAGUUAAAUAUUCACUAAUAUUUUUAAUUCACGAGUGGCAUUCUUCACGAAGUUAAGAGAAAAUAAAACCGAAGUGAAAAUUUCUCAGUUUACUGUUUUAUUAAGGAAGGAUGAAAAGUGCUUUAUUAGUUUUGUGGAAAUAAUCCAUUUUAACAUUUGCUAUUGUUGUUGUACAGUUAUCUCUCUUGGGAAAAUGCUUGUGUAGUGUUAUUUAUUUCAAUAAUAUUAUUAUCAUAUUAUAUUGAUAAGUACAAUGUACAUGCAUCUGUAUUCACAUCUGUAACCUGCACGGUAAUUGCGCAUUUAAUAAAAACGAAACAUUCAUAUAUAUGUUUCAGUGAGUUUAAAAAAGUAGAAGUCGUUACAAACGUUUUAGAAACUAUUUGUCUUAUGAAGAAUAAUGUCAAAAUAUCGAAGGGGACGUUAGAGAUUAUCAUUUAGUAUGACGCGUUUAGUAUAAUUUAGUAUAAUUUACUGUUAGGAUUUGUUUCUAAAGGCAGAAAAUCCCAAGUUUAAUUCUUGAGUCUUUAAAUAGACGCAUGUAUACUUCAGUGGAUGAACUGGUUUGGAAUUAGUCCACGUCCUAUUGUCAUUAAUGGAGUUUAUCUUGGUUCUUUUGGUUUCUUCUAAUACAUCUUGUACAAUAGGGUUCGAUCUGGGAUGUUGUAUUCGACUCGGGUGAAUUUUGCCUGAGAGUGUUAUCCGACCUUGCAAAAUCAAUGAAAAUAGAACUGAGUGAAAUUUUUAUGUGCGCUAUUGAUAGAACUGUGUCAGGUCAUGCAUAAUAAAUGAAAGUAGUCUGGCAAAAUACAAUAAAAAAAGGUGCAAUAUGGAUUUUUUUUCUGCCUAUUCAUAUUUACCUAAAUACAUGCCGCAUUUUGACAGAAUUUAUACAGAAAUAUAAUAAAUAUGUUUAUGACGA
Mercenaria mercenaria is the source of this 3059-nucleotide messenger RNA. Its product is annotated as fibrinogen-like protein A. The transcript has a single exon. Lineage: Eukaryota; Metazoa; Mollusca; Bivalvia; Venerida; Veneridae. Bases 299 to 1147 code for a protein of 282 amino acids. The record is from RefSeq and is a predicted model, not a curated record.